AUGACGAUGCUACAGCUUGCGCUGUUGGGAUCCUUAUGCAUUCCUGCUGCCGGUUCAGAGGAUUGCCACGAUCAGGCGCAAGUUGGGCUUAUGCAGCUGAAGACAUCGAGAGCCUUCGACUUGGACAGGGAAGCCCAAGUGUCGUCCUGGGGUAAGUCUUCCCCCAAGACACCAGCGCCAAGCACCCAAGGGGCAACACCUGCUGACACAGUGCGUCAGUUCUGCAAUGCCACGGGCCUUCUGGACAUGCACGGUGCCUUGCAGAACGGGGGGGAUGCCGCUCAGUCGUCAAUGGAGGAAAUCGUGCUUCAGUCCGUUGCGCAAAGCGUCGAGGUCAACAACGUUGACAAGGUGGCAAAAGACAUGCCUGACUCUGUUUUUUGGCAUUUGGCUCGACAGGAGCUGGCCGCGGACCUUCUGGAGGCUGUUGUAGACAAGCAAAAACAUGUAGAGCAGGCCAUCGCGGAGCUGUACCAAACCUAUAAGUUCGUGCCAUUGCUUUGCUCUAACAACAUCAAUGUCUUCGAUGAGAAGGACCCCCAGGACCACACUUACUUCAAAGCCUUCGAGGGGCGAAUAUCAAGACUGAUGAAGUGGCUUGAUAAGCAUGGGAAUGGUACUGUCGCACAAAAACUUGCAUCGGCGGAUGAGAUCUUCUGUGGUUCCGCAAACAUGAACGAGCCCUCAUGCGGCCGCAAGCAGAAGUUUGACGAGUGGAUGAACCGCAUGACAAGCGGCUUCGGUUCCUGGCAGUGGGAUGCCGCGAGCAGCGAGGAAAAGUGGAGUGCAAUGGCCUCGAUCUUCGCUUCAUUCGGGAGCGAUGCACCAGGUACGCCUGACUGGACAAAGGACAUGAAGACCUGGAAGACGACUUUCCCUUACCACAGCUUCGUCAGCAAGCAGUCCGGCAUGCCCUCGGCUUCAUCGCCUUCCUCGAAGCAGCGCUUCCUCGCUUGCUUCGGAAAGCGUGUCGCAAGCGAGCUCCAUCGCCGGCCUUCCGGACGGUAUGUGCUGACCGAUCAGAACAACUUGGGCUGCCAUGGGUUCUGGGAUGCGGAGGAGCUCACCGACAUGCUGGAGAGAACCGUGGCAUUGUGGCGGCCUCCGACGUGCCAGAUGGCACUCAUGACUUAUGACAUCAAGCGCAAGAUCUUGCUAAUGUAUUCCCAGAUGAGUAAGACCUUGUUCAAAGCUCUGCCUUCCAUGGUGAACGACGAGGAGUUGAGCGAACGAGGUCUCUUGACCUCCGCAGUCGAAGGUCCAGGGCCCUUCGACCCUAGCCAGGUCAUUGAAAAUGCUGUUCACUAUGUUGAUGGCAUGCGAGUGAAGGCCAAAGCGGCUUUGCGCUGGCCAGUGGGCUGUGAGCCAAGCUGGUUCACAAGCACAAAUGCCUGCGAAUUGGAGGUGGAAGAGGGAGAGUAUGGCACUGUACAGAACACCCAGGGCAAGUUAGCCGUGGUGUGGGAUCAGGAUGAGAAAUCGCAGCGAAGACUCGUCCGAGCAAAGGAUCUUGCUGUGGUUCCUCGCGGCUGGGGACCAUCAAAGACUCUCUCCUCAAGAGCUUGGGACAUGGUGUCGGGCAUCGGCAGUAGCAUCUCCAGCACUGCCGAAAGCUUGGUUGCCUCUUUGUAUAGCCCUCGACAGACAAGAUUGGCGCAGUUGUUCAGCGGCUCCGUGUCCAAGUGGAUCGUGUGCCCCAUUCGAAACGAUGCCGACUUGGAGGCCUUGGACAGCCAGCUUGGCGUCGAAGAUCCGGCGAUGCAGGACCUUCAGGAAGAGGCCUACUCUUCCUGGACAGGUCAUUCCGCAGCUGUUUCCGGCCAAAGCUGCACUACUCCGAGUUUCGAUGCGGCGCAAUUCCCGAAGAGCCAGAGCUGUGAAAUCUCUGAGUUGCACUCUGAUCAUCCCGAAAAAUACACUCAGAAUGGAGUUGCAGAGCCUUUCCUCUGCCCGGCGAAAGCCCUUCUCCCCGCCAGCGAGCAACUGGAUGUAUUGCUAGCGAAACGUGGACAAUGCUUUCUUCACAUGACUUCAGAGCAACUCCGACACUACCAGUGGAUGCACAACGGCGAUUUUCCGGCAAGGAGGCAGUAUGACCGGAAGCCGAACCUUCCUCGAGUUGAGUAUGAGCUUAUCAAGCUACUCCGUGUCCCACAAAGCGGCGCCGGUGAAGUCUCCUAUGCAAGAAGCUGCAGCCCGGAGGCGAUGCAACGAAGCCCUCGUUUCUGUCGCGCGACGCGAUUCCACAACAAGUGGGCGACCUUGACAGAGAUUGCGAGCAUUCUCGGCUCUGCAGCUGUUGGGUCCGUGGCAAUGGGCACAGCCUCUAUCACCAUGACACUCAGCUCUUACGGACAAAUAUUGAGUAAAGAAGGUUCCGCGGGCGAGAAGAUAAAGGAGUCUGCGACUUAUCUUGGCGAAGAUUUGUGGGACAGUCUGACAGGCGCAGGCCGAUUGAUGACUUCUGCAGCAACAUCUGCUGUGAACUCAGUCGCAUAUGAACUGCCCGGCAGCAAGCAGCGACAGCAGCGCAUGGAAGAUGAGAUCUUCCAAACCGCUGAUGCAGCUCUUCUGCUGCACUCGCUUUCUUUUCAGGACUCGAUCGGUUCCAGCGGCCACACAUCAAACUCAAAAGAGCGCUACCAGAGGUACGUGGUGACAAUGCCGUGUGAGGACUUCGAUCCUGCUCUAGAGUACUCCACCAAGGAGCUCUGGAGUCGGGUGGUUCUGAAGAUGAUCCAGUCUGCCUUUCGAAAUGGCCUUGCGGAUGCGCUGAGCACCCCCGUGCCCAAGCUUACCCUGCGUGGCGAGAGUCGACUCUUCUUGCGAGAAAACUCGAAGAUUGAUGAUUCCGACUGGCUCACAUACGGAGCUUCCGUGACUUUGCAAGGUGCAUCGGGGGAGGCUUUGGCCAAAUGCAGCACCCAAAGCUGGUGGGCGUGCAGCGGUCAAUGCGAGCGUUCCGGAUUAAGCUGUGUUCCCAAGGACAAAGUUUCCACGAACGGCUUCUGGAGAACUGCGGACCCAACACUGAUCUCCACUGUAGCACCUAGCUCGCUGCCGGCCGCCACGGACACCAACGUCUACGGCAUCUCCGUGUCCUUCUACUGCGGCGCGAAGAAGUCCUUCAAAGACGACGGCUCUGGGCCGUCCUCGGGGCCCUUGCUGCAGUGCCUCAAGGAGGGCGUGAAAACCAACGCGCAUCUCCGAGCAGCAUCGCCUUGGAAGCUGUACUUCCCGGACGAGGUGAUGGUCCUCGCAAUAUUCAGCUCUUUGGAGGAAGCCCAGUGCACCGAAGUGCCCGGUGCUCCUGGCAAGCUCUGCUCGGGAGCCACGAAGGUGCCGGACCUGGAUGCCCACCUGAUUCCAGGAGAUAAGAAGUCGACGGAUGGCGUCUACCAGGGGACACGCUCGGGAUCUGGGUUUCCGAAGGGAACCCCCUACGAGAUCACGCUUCGUCCUGAGGAUCUCCUGGAAGCCGCUGGCAUCCUUCAGCGUCUCUGA
This is a messenger RNA of Symbiodinium necroappetens, 3504 nucleotides long. The record is from the annotation of a GenBank genome assembly. NCBI's taxonomy places the organism in Eukaryota, Dinophyceae, Suessiales, Symbiodiniaceae.